UACACCUUGUUCAAAGAAAGUGAAACAUCUGUUCAACAUGGAUGCCAGUGAUCAUUCUAUUUAACAACAUAACAUUUAAACCGUUCUUAUGCAGACAGAAAACGUUAGGUUAUAGAAAAUUACCAUCAUUAAUGAAAUGCCGCGGCCAUAGCAUUUGAACGUUAAAUGCAGUUUCAUGUCCCGCCGAAUUACUUGACGCCUCCAUGGUCAAUAUAACUAAGAGGCUUGAGGAGGGGAAGAAUAAUGGCAGAAUCAUCACAGAAAGGAAGACAAAUCAGGAGAAAGAGUUUGGACUUUCCUCCAGAUAUGUCUUCCUCUGGGGGUCCACUUAGUGAGGAGCUCCAGUGUUCUGUUUGUCUGGAGGUGUUCACUGAUCCGGUCACCACUCCAUGUGGACACAACUUCUGCAAAACCUGCCUGAAUAAAUGCUGGAAUGACAGCGAGACCUGCAGCUGUCCAUACUGUAAAGAAACACUCAACCAAAGACCUGAUCUGAAGAUCAACACCACACUGAGAGAGAUCUCAGAUCGCUAUAAACAGAAGAGUCCUGAUGGAGGAGCUGUAGUGGCGUGUGAUCUGUGUGAGGACAGAACAGCAGUGAAGUCAUGUCUGGUGUGUCAGAGCUCUUACUGUGAAACUCACCUGCAGCCUCAUUUAAAAGAAGCAGCUUUGAAGAAGCACAUGCUGAUGGAUCCUGUGAGUAAUCUGGAGGACUAUAUCUGUCAGACACACCAGAGACCGCUGGAGCUCUUCUGCAGAGAUGAUCAGACGUGUGUGUGUCUAGAGUGUGUUGUGACAGACCAUAAAACACACAACACUGUUCCUCUAGAAAUGGAGAGCAAAGAAAAGAAAGCUCAGCUGAUGAAGACACAGAGAGACAUGCAGAAGAUGAUCCAAGAUAUAAACAAAGAGAUUGAGGACAUCAAACACUCAGCAGAAGCCAGAAGAAGAGCUUCCACUGAAGUGCUGGAGUUGAUGGAGGAACAGGAUUCAGAGCGGAUGUCAGCGCUGGAGCAGGAGAUCUCUGAGCUGGAGAGCAGAAACACUGAGCUGGAGCAGCUCUCACACACUGAAGAUCAUCUACACCUCAUACAGAUUCACUCUUCACUCAGCAGCUUCAGAAACACCAGGAGCAGGUCUGAGAUCAGCUGGAAGACUCACGAGACUCUAAAGAGAGCUCUGAUUAAACUGAAGGAGUCCAUAGAUGAGAAACUCGAGCAAACUGCCUCUGAAGAGCUGAAGUGGAUGCAGCAGUAUGCAGUGGAUGUGACUCUGGAUCCUGAUAAAGGUCAUAGUGACCUCAAACUUUCUGAUGAUGGAAAACAAGUACGAUUUAGAGACAUUUUGCCGAAUUAUUCAUCCAAACCACAGAGAUUUGACAGAAAUUUAUUUGUUUUGGGAAGGGAGGGAUUCUCCUCGGGGAGAUUUUAUUUUGAGGUGCUGGUGAAGGAAAAGACGGACUGGACUUUAGGAGUGGCCAGAGAAUCCACUGACAGGAAUAAAGAGAUUACAGUGAGUCCCCGAACUGGAUGCUGGACUGUGGCUCUGAUUAAUGGAAAUGAUUAUCGUGCCUGCAAUGAUCCUCCAGUCUCUCUGUCUCUGAGAGUGACUCCGCAGCGGGUCGGUGUGUUUGUGGAUCAUGAGGAAGGUUUGGUGUGCUUUUAUGAAGUGGAGACCAGCUGUCAUAUUUAUUCUUUUACUGGUGAGUCUUUUCAUGACACCCUCUAUCCGUUUUUUAGUCCAGGCCCUAAUCCAUGUGGUAAAAAUUCAGCUCCGUUGAUUAUCACACCUGUUGAUUAGUCAUUGAACUCAAACCCCCAAAUUAGGCCUGAGUCGGGAAUGAAGUUUUUUUUUUACAAAUGAGAAUGUAGCGAAGCUUAACAUUUAAAGAGCCCCUAUUUUGCAUUAUAAAAGGUCAUACUUUGGUUUUGGGCGUCUGAGAGAUACAGUGCAAGCACUGAGCUAUAAUAAAUACAGGAUUACAAGCCUCGCGGGGGGAUUACAACUUAAAACACACAAAUAAACACAUAUUUUGCAAACUACACAAAAUGAGGCAACACUUUUAAUGACACUUAUAUGUUCUGAUCCGAAGGAAGAAGAAACUGGUCCAUAUGAACUGUAACAGUUACAAAGUCCAGGUCAAAGUCUAAUACAUAAUAGUCUCUGCUGCUCCUCUAAUAGCAAACGGACGACAAGUCGACUCUUUCAUUUAAGAAUCAAUCGUUUUAAUCAUGGUGCACUUUUACACACUUUGUUACACACUGCAUGGAAGCUCAUUUUCAAAAACCCUAAUAGGGUCUCUUUAGGGCUUGUGAAAGAAGCUUUCACCUUUAAAAAUGUCCAUAAUGUUUUGCCUCAUUUUGGUCAAAAUAAAUGAAUCAAAGUGAAACUACAACAUACCAGUACAUUGCGUGAUAAACUAGUUUACAAUACUUAUUUAUUUUUGGUCACACAGAAUAUGACAAACUGUGAACAUUUCACUUUUAUUUAACAAAACGGUUUUGUGUUCUGGUUUUUGAUUUGGCCGCGGAAGCAUGGCUUUUUCUUGAAUGCACUCACGCAUGUCACCUCAAAUGUUUGUUUUUUUAAUUUAUUUUAAAGAUAACUGAGCAACAAAAAUACAUAAACAUUAAGAUAUAAGUUAUGACUAAUGUAAUUCAUUUCAAAUAAAGGGAUAUUUCCAACAAAAACAUAUGAAGUGGUCAAAAAUGAUCAACCUUGGUGGUAUGGAGGUCGACCAUCACUAAUGUUACUGUGUUUAACAUCCACUGGUAUUCACAUGCAUUUUAGGAUAGCUGGCAUUAUACUUAACCUAUUGGGUAUGUGUGGAAGUAUGUGGAAGGACUUUAAAACAUUUUUUCACUGGUAAACUGUAUGCCAUUGCAAAAUGAGCACGUUUAAGAUCUGUUUCUUUAAUAAUCAGCGAUCUUCACUGCCUGAUUGAUAUCCAAUAUAAAGUGGAUCUCAGUUUGUACAAAAAGCACUGCAUUAAAUGACAUUUUCUGCAUUAAAUGACAUUGGAGCUUCUGCACUAGCCUGCCGAUCCUGGUGGGCAUGUGCAAGUAAACAUCUUUUUGUCUCGUUUUACGCUUGAACAACUAAAUGAACCUGGAAGUUUAUUUAACUGAUUGUAUUUUAACUACUUUACAACAUCCAUGCUGUAAAAACAACCUUGUGAAAUUGAAAAAAGUCACAUUAACCGUUUACCAGAAGGUUAUCAGUAUGGGAAGAAACACUAGCUGUGCGUAUACCCAAUUUACUAUGGAGCGCAAAUAAUUUAAGUCAUUAACUUUGGAUAGAAAUUGUCUAAUAUUAAUACCCUGCAUAUUUACACAAACAUCACUUGUUGCACUCAUAGAGAUUGUUCUCAUGGUCUCCUGAGUUUGUUCUUCUGAGGUGACCUGGCAAAACCGAUCUCCACAAGAAUGCAAGUCUAUUCUCUGCUUUUUUUGGAUUUAAAAAAACAGCCCAUGUUUUAAUCCUCGAUUAGUCUCACGCAAUCAUGUGAUGCGAUUUCGCAGGUCAGAGUUCACCAAGCUUGAAAUUUGCAAUGCAGCGAACUGCGAAAACUUGUCGCACGAGUUUCCAAUUUGCCGCAUUCACAUGCGUAUUUAUGGAAGUCUAUGGGGAGAAAAGUCCAAUGUGACCACAGCUUUAAACGCCUUGAUUAUUUGGAUCAGCUGUGUUAGAAUAGGGUUGAAGCAAAGCUGUGCAGAACUGCGAUCCUCCAGGAAUUGAGUUUGAGACCUUUGUUUUAAGGGGAGAUGCUCCAUGUUGAGACUGUGAUAAGCCACAUAGCCUGUCUGUCUUCAUCUUUUAUUAAAUUAAGCUUUGUAAAACAGUCAGUGUAAAUAACACAGUUGAGAUGACUACUGUAACUAUGUGGCUUUCUGGAAAGCGCUGGGAUCCAUACAGGUGGAUGCCACACAGUGUCAAAUUCAGCACUGGUUUUAGACAUAUUGAGGUAAUUUUACACUGUUCUCAUCUGAAACGAAAACUGAAUGCAUGUGUAGUAAAUACACAAAAACACUUGUAAAUAAAGCGCUGAAAUAAAGACAGUUUCUAUAAAGACA
This is a messenger RNA of Danio rerio (zebrafish), 4073 nucleotides long. The record is from RefSeq and is a predicted model, not a curated record. NCBI's taxonomy places the organism in Eukaryota, Metazoa, Chordata, Actinopteri, Cypriniformes, Danionidae.